Dreissena polymorpha is the source of this 5605-nucleotide messenger RNA. RefSeq names its product neurogenic locus notch homolog protein 2-like. Gene Ontology annotation, cellular component: protein-containing complex; plasma membrane. Lineage: Eukaryota; Metazoa; Mollusca; Bivalvia; Myida; Dreissenidae. Gene Ontology annotation, molecular function: calcium ion binding. Gene Ontology annotation, biological process: heterophilic cell-cell adhesion; establishment or maintenance of epithelial cell apical/basal polarity. The coding region runs from base 90 to 5465 and encodes 1791 amino acids. The transcript is spliced from 50 exons. The record is from RefSeq and is a predicted model, not a curated record.
UUACUUGCCGUUUGCUGUUCCAUACGAUAAGCAACUCAGUAAACCUGAAUGUUUAUCAAGCGUAUACACGAACGAUAAGGAGUCAAUCCAUGUCUAUGUACACAAAUAGUAAGCGGAUCAUAACAAGUGCAAGAGCGAUGGCAUCCGAGAGCGCCUUUGUGAUUUUACUCUUUAUUUCCAUGGCGGUUGUUGAGUCAAGUAUUCCAAGAUGCAAAUACGAUCCCUGCAAGCAUGGCGGGACCUGCCGCGAAAUCGUAAGCAUGGGCAUUCUCGUGUCCGUGUGUCACUGUCCAGUUGGCUACAAAGGAGUCGUUUGUGAAAAUGUCGACCCCUGUGAGAACCACAUUCAAUGUCAUCAUGGCGGAACUUGCCACUAUGACCACGGUGAUGCAAAGUGCCAAUGUCCAGUUGGACACAAGGGACAGCAUUGUGAAAUUGCCGAUCCCUGUGAGAACCACAUUCAAUGCCAUCAUGGGGGAACAUGUCACUACGAUCAAGGUCAUGCAGAGUGUCAGUGUCCUGUUGGCUACAAAGGAGAUGUUUGUCAAACUGUCGACCCCUGUGAGAACCACAUUCAGUGCCAUCAUGGCGGUACUUGCAACUAUGACAACGGUCAUGCAAUGUGUCAUUGUCCUGUUGGCUACAAAGGAGAUGUUUGUGAAAAUGUCGACCCCUGUGAGAACCACAUUCAGUGUCAACAUGGCGGGACUUGCCACUACGACCACGGUGAUGCUAAAUGUCAAUGUACAGUAAGCCACAAGGGGCAGCAUUGCGAAAUUGACGAUCCCUGUGAGAACCACAUACACUGUCAACAUGGUGGGACUUGCCACUACAAACAAGGCCUUGCAACGUGUGCGUGUCCAGUUGGCUACGAUGGACACCUGUGCGAUGUUGCCGAUCCCUGUGAGAACCACAUUCAAUGCCAUCAUGGGGGAACAUGUCACUACGAUCAAGGUCAUGCUGAGUGUCAGUGUCCUGUUGGCUACAAAGGAGAUGUUUGUCAAACUGUCGACCCCUGUGAGAACCACAUUCAGUGCCAUCAUGGCGGUACUUGCAACUAUGACAACGGUCAUGCAAUGUGUCAUUGUCCUGUUGGCUACAAAGGAGAUGUUUGUGAAAAUGUCGACCCCUGUGAGAACCACAUUCAGUGUCAACAUGGCGGGACUUGCCACUACGACCACGGUGAUGCUAAAUGUCAAUGUACAGUAAGCCACAAGGGGCAGCAUUGCGAAAUUGACGAUCCCUGUGAGAACCACAUACACUGUCAACAUGGUGGGACUUGCCACUACAAACAAGGCCUUGCAACGUGUGCGUGUCCAGUUGGCUACGAUGGACACCUGUGCGAUGCGCUCGACCCUUGCGAGAAACACAUUCAAUGUCAACAUAGCGGAUCCUGCCGCUACGACAAUGGCAAUGUGACGUGUCAGUGUCGUGUUGGUUACACCGGACGGCUGUGUGAAGUUACCGAUCCCUGCGAGAACCACAUUAAAUGUCAACACAGCGGCUCUUGCCACUACGACAUUCAAGGCCAUGCAACGUGUCAGUGUCAAGUAGGCUUCGCUGGGCAGCAGUGUGAAACGCUCGACCCUUGCGAGAAACACAUUUUAUGUCAACAUGGCGGAUCCUGCCGCUACGACAAUGGCAAUGUGACGUGUCAGUGUCGUGUUGGUUACACCGGACGGCUGUGUGAAGUUGCCGAUCCCUGUGAAAACCACAUUAAAUGUCAACACAGCGGCUCUUGCCACUACGACAUGCAAGGCCAUGCAACGUGUCAGUGUCCGGUAGGCUUCAUUGGGCAGCAGUGUGAAACGCUCGACCCUUGCGAGAAACACAUUUUAUGUCAACAUGGGGGAUCAUGCCGCUACGACAAUGGCAAUGUGACGUGUCAGUGUCGUGUUGGUUACACCGGACGGCUGUGUGAAGUUGCCGAUCCCUGCCAGAACCACAUUACAUGUCAACACAGCGGCUCUUGCCACUACGACAUGCAAGGCCAUGCAACGUGUCAGUGUUCAGUAGGCUUUACUGGGCAGCAGUGUGAAACGCUCGACCCUUGCGAGAAACACAUUCAAUGUCAACAUGGCGGAUCCUGCCGCUACGACAAUGGCAAUGUGACGUGUCAGUGUCGUGUUGGUUACACCGGACGGCUGUGUGAAGUUACCGAUCCCUGCGAGGACCACAUUAAAUGUCAACACAGCGGCUCUUGCCACUACGACAUUCAAGGCCAUGCAACGUGUCAGUGUCCAGUAGGCUUCAUUGGGCAGCAGUGUGAAACGCUCGACCCUUGCGAGAAACACAUUUUAUGUCUACAUGGCGGAUCUUGCCGCUACGACAAUGGCAAUAUGACGUGUCAGUGUCGUGUUGGUUAUACCGGACGGCUGUGUGAAGUUACUGAUCCCUGUGAGAACCACAUUAAAUGUCAACACAGCGGCUCUUGCCACUACGACAUUCAAGGCCAUGCAAUGUGUCAGUGUCCAAAAGGCUUCACUGGGCAUCAGUGUGAAACGCUCGACCCCUGCGAAAAACACAUUCUAUGUCAACAUGGCGGAUCCUGCCGCUACGACAAUGGCAAUGUAACGUGUCAAUGUCGUGUUGGUUACACCGGACGGCUGUGUGAAGUUGCCGAUCCCUGCGAGAACCACAUUAAAUGUCAACACAGCGGCACUUGCCACUUCGACAUUCAAGGCCAUGCAACGUGUCAGUGUCCAGUAGGCUUCACUGGACAGCAGUGUGAAAUGCUCGACUCCUGCGAGAAACACAUUCAAUGUCAGCAUGGGGGAUCCUGCUGCUACGACAAUGGCAAUGUGACGUGUCAGUGUCGGGUUGGUUACACCGGACAGCUGUGUGAAGUUACCGACCCCUGCCAGAACCACAUUAAAUGUCAACACAGCGGCUCUUGCCACUACGACAUGCAAGGCCAUGCAACGUGUCAGUGUGCAAUAGGCUUCAUUGGGCAGCAGUGUGAAACGCUCGACCCUUGCGAGAAACACAUUCAAUGUCAACAUGGCGGAUCCUGCCGCUACGACAAUGGCAAUGUGACGUGUCAGUGUCGUGUUGGUUACACCGGACGGCUGUGUGAAGUUACCGAUCCCUGCGAGAACCACAUUAAAUGUCAACACAGCGGCUCUUGCCACUACGACAUUCAAGGCCAUGCAACGUGUCAGUGUCAAGUAGGCUUCACUGGGCAGCUGUGUGAAACGCUCGACCCUUGCGAGAAACACAUUUUAUGUCAACAUGGCGGAUCCUGCCGCUACGACAAUGGCAAUGUGACGUGUCAGUGUCGUGUUGGUUACACCGGACGGCUGUGUGAAGUUGCCGAUCCCUGUGAGAACCACAUUAAAUGUCAACACAGCGGCUCUUGCCACUACGACAUGCAAGGCCAUGCAACGUGUCAGUGUCCAGUAGGCUUCAUUGGGCAGCAGUGUGAAACGCUCGACCCUUGCGAGAAACACAUUUUAUGUCAACAUGGGGGAUCAUGCCGCUACGACAAUGGCAAUGUGACGUGUCAGUGUCGUGUUGGUUACACCGGACGGCUGUGUGAAGUUACCGAUCCCUGCCAGAACCACAUUACAUGUCAACACAGCGGCUCUUGCCACUACGACAUGCAAGGCCAUGCAACGUGUCAGUGUCCAGUAGGCUUCAUUGGGCAGCAGUGUGAAACGCUCGACCCUUGCGAGAAACACAUUCAAUGUCAACAUGGCGGAUCCUGCCGCUACGACAAUGGCAAUGUGACGUGUCAGUGUCGUGUUGGUUACACCGGACGGCUGUGUGAAGUUACCGAUCCCUGCGAGAACCACAUUAAAUGUCAACACAGCGGCUCUUGCCACUACGACAUUCAAGGCCAUGCAACGUGUCAGUGUCCAGUAGGCUUCACUGGGCAGCAGUGUGAAACGCUCGACCCUUGCGAGAAACACAUUCUAUGUCAACAUGGAGGAUCUUGCCGCUACGACAAUGGCAAUGUGACGUGUCAGUGCCGUGUUGGUUAUACCGGACGGCUGUGUGAAGUUACCGAUCCCUGCCAGAACCACAUUACAUGUCAACACAGCGGCUCUUGCCACUACGACAUGCAAGGCCAUGCAACGUGUCAGUGUCCAGUAGGCUUCAUUGGGCAGCAGUGUGAAACGCUCGACCCUUGCGAGAAACACAUUCAAUGUCAACAUGGCGGAUCCUGCCGCUACGACAAUGGCAAUGUGACGUGUCAGUGUCGUGUUGGUAACACCGGACGGCUGUGUGAAGUUUCCGAUCCCUGCGAGGACCACAUUACAUGUCAACACAGCGGCUCUUGCCACUACGACAUUGAAGGCCAUGCAACGUGUCAGUGUCCAGUAGGCUUCAUGGGGCAGCAGUGUGAAACGCUCGACCCUUGCGAGAAACACAUUUUAUGUCAACAUGGCGGAUCUUGCCGCUACGACAAUGGCAAUGUGACGUGUCAGUGUCGUGUUGGGUAUACCGGACGGCUGUGUGAAGUUGCCGAUCCCUGUGAGAACCACAUUAAAUGUCAACACAGCGGCUCUUGCCACUACGACAUGCAAGGCCAUGCAACGUGUCAGUGUCCAAUGGGCUUCACUGGGCAGCAGUGUGAAACGCUCGACCCCUGCGAAAAACACAUUCUAUGUCAACAUGGCGGAUCCUGCCGCUACGACAAUGGCAAUGUAACGUGUCAAUGUCGUGUUGGUUACACCGGACGGCUGUGUGAAGUUGCCGAUCCCUGCGAGAACCACAUUAAAUGUCAACACAGCGGCACUUGCCACUACGACAUUCAAGGCCAUGCAACGUGUCAGUGUCCAGUAGGCUUCACUGGACAGCAGUGUGAAACGCUCGACUCCUGCGAGAAACACAUUCAAUGUCAGCAUGGGGGAUCCUGCCGCUACGACAAUGGCAAUGUGACGUGUCAGUGUCGGGUUGGUUACACCGGACAGCUGUGUGAAGCUGUCGAUCCUUGUGAAAAACACGUUCAGUGUCAACAUGGCGGAUCGUGCCACUACGAACACGACAAUGCAACGUGUCAGUGCCCAAUUGGCUACAUUGGACAGAAUUGCGAAGUUGUCGACCCCUGUGAGAACCACAUUCACUGUCAACAUGGCGGAAACUGCCACUACGACCACGGUAAUGCAACGUGUCAGUGUCGAGUUGGCUACACUGGGCAUCAUUGUGAAGGUGUCGUGAGCCAGAUUCCACCCAGUUACCAACUACUCUGUCGGUCAUGUCACAUGGUCAACUCUCUCAGCGACUGUGUUGAUGCCAUCGUGUGUGAUAACAGAUAUCAGAGUUGCUCAAUGGAGCAACUGAUAACAGAAGACUUGCAUAUUGUCUAUAGCGGCGGAUGUUGUAACAACGACUACUGUUUCGGUACGCAGCUAACGAAGCGAAGCGGUGUUUCUGUGUGUUCGCAAUGCUGUAACGACAAAGACGACUGUAACAGUCACAUGUGUGGAUUUACCAAUAAAAAUAAUGGUAUUGGCAGAUGACUCGUCGGGUAACCGUGGUUUGCCAGCGGUUAUGAUAAGACUAUCGGCCGGAGGGCAAACUUUACGAAACGGAAAUUUUGGAAACUUCAGUACCUUCUUUUUAGAUAUGCUUAUUGACAAUACAGUAUGCGAAGAAAGUG